AUGGACCUGGAGCAGUCCGCGGGCACAAUUGCGCCACCCAGGGUUCCGGACAAAAGCAAGAAGUCGAUUGAGCCCUCACUGGAAGAGGAACGUUCGAUUCGCCAUGGAGAGAACGACCUGCUGGGCGGAGAGAAUGUGGAUGCAGUGUUGGCGGCAAAAAUGUGCUUGGUGAAUGAUGCCAUCGAUGAGAUUGGCUUCACGCCCCACCACUGGAAGCUAUUCUGCUUGAACGGAUUCGGCUAUGCUGUUGACUCGCUCAUUCUGCUGAUCCAGUCGGUGAUUUCUAUCCAAGCACGAAAGGAGUUUCAUCCCAGCUACCAGACUGGCCUGACAAUUGCCGUCUAUGUCGGUAUGCUUGUCGGCGCCGUUUUCUGGGGAUUCUCUGCCGAUAUCAUCGGACGACGCUUUGCCUUCAAUGUUUCGCUGUUCGUUUCGGGCAUUUUUACCGUUGUCGCGGGCGCGUCGCCAUCCUGGGUUACCCUGGGUCUCUUUACCUGCUUGAGCGCAUUCGGCGCCGGAGGAAAUUUGGUGCUCGAUACCACGGUGUUUUUGGAGUACUUACCGAGUCAGAAUCAAUGGCUCCUUACUCUAAUGGCUGCUUGGUGGGGUCUGGGUCAACUGAUCGCCGGCCUAUUUGCUUGGGCCUUCCUUCCGAAUUUCUCCUGCGAAGAGGCCGCCUCGUGCACACGAGCCAAUAAUCAAGGCUGGCGUUACGUGUGGUACACCUCUGGAGCCUUCGUCCUCGUUCUCUCCAUCUUGCGUAUAACUAUAAUCAGGUUACAGGAGACGCCCAAAUUCCUCAUUGCCGAAGGAAAGGAUGCAGAUGCGGUUCGCGUUCUUCAGAGUAUUGCUACCCGAUACGACCGCCCUUGUAGCCUUACUAUCGAACGGCUGGAAGCCUAUGGACCCUCUCAGAUUCGCAAGACAAGUGCAGUUGGAUUGUCCCAAAGAUUGAUCUCACCAAAAGAACUGGCGUUCCAUUUCAAAGGGCUUUAUGCGACUCGCAAGAUGGGGUUGUCAACUACGUUGGUUUGGUUUUCCUGGCUUCUCAUCGGACUUGCCUACCCGUUAUAUAACGUGUUUCUGCCCACCUAUCUCGCAACACGUGGUGCUAGCUUCGGAGUAUCAAGUGAUUACAUCACCUGGCGAAAUUAUGCGAUCAAUAACACUUGCAGUAUCUUCGGUCCGGUUCUAGCGGGACUGAUGUGUCGCUCUUCCUGGUUCUGGGGUCGCCGCGGAACUAUGAUCAUAGGUGCUUUGGUGACAAUGAUUUUCUUUUUCUGCUACACUCAGGUACGCACGGAAAGUGAAAAUGUCGGGUUUUCAUGCGCAAUCUCGUUUUGCCUCAACAUCUACUACGGCACGCUCUACGCGUACACACCAGAGGUCUUUCCAUCCGCCCAUCGUGGGACUGGCAAUGGAGUUGCCAUAGGAUUAAAUCGAAUCAUGGGCAUUGUCAGUGCAGUGGUAGGGGAAGCCGCGAACACAGAUACACCGGUCCCGAUCUACAUCUGUGCCGCUCUCUACAUUGUCAUGGCAAUUGUAUCCGCUCUACUUCCAUUUGAGCCCUAUGGCCGGCGAAGCAGCUAA
Messenger RNA from Penicillium maclennaniae, 1590 nucleotides. RefSeq names its product MFS transporter. Gene Ontology annotation, molecular function: transmembrane transporter activity. NCBI's taxonomy places the organism in Eukaryota, Fungi, Ascomycota, Eurotiomycetes, Eurotiales, Aspergillaceae. The transcript is spliced from 5 exons. The record is from RefSeq and is a predicted model, not a curated record. The coding region runs from base 1 to 1590 and encodes 529 amino acids. Gene Ontology annotation, biological process: transmembrane transport.